Linum tenue is the source of this 1323-nucleotide messenger RNA. The record is from the annotation of a GenBank genome assembly. NCBI's taxonomy places the organism in Eukaryota, Viridiplantae, Streptophyta, Magnoliopsida, Malpighiales, Linaceae.
ACGCUCCAUAUACUACCCUCGAAAUCCCUAAACCCUAAUCGUUGAAAGAGCGGGCGAAAAUGGAGAAGAGAGACGAGCACGAGACUAUACAAUACAAGUUCCUCCCGACUAGAGAUACCAUACCACCACUUGCAUGACCGAAAGGUUAGCUUCGUCGGCGCCGUUGGCGAUUUCACUUUCCCCGCCGCUCCUAUGGCGCCGGUAGCCAUUUCCGGUUUCCUGUCUUUCUUUCCUUCAUUCAUAUCGUUUGUUUGAACAAAUCCGUUUUCACCAGAAAACCUACAUUUGGCGAUGAUGAUACAAAAAGGCCGGACUUACGGCUGCUGCCAUUCGCCUGUUCGUUUGGCCUUGGUAGUAGAUUGAUGAUACAUUUUUUCCAAAGGUGUACGCUGAGCCAAAUUUUCAACUUACCCAGUACUAAUUUUCUUCUUCCUUCUCCUCGCUCUUAUUCAGCUGCUGAAAACUAAUCUUUGUGUUUGUCAAAUUGGAACCUUUUAAAUCCAUUAUUGAAGAUGGUAGUGUCGUUAUUUGUUGCAUCCAGGCUGAUGCUGUUCACUGAAAAUAGUCAACUGGUCCCAUCCGAAGCAUGGGAUUGUGGUCAAUGUAUUCACUGCUACUGCAGAUUAUCUCCCCCGAGUUUCAGUUUCAAGCCCUUGGCGGUAUAGUUCAUCUAUAAUCAAUUACUAGUUUGUCUGUGCAGUUCUUUGUAACUUUUCAUUUUCUAUUCUGCGACAGGAGAAACUGUUAGAAUCAGGGUUACCCUAGAGGAUACUGCACCAGGAUUCAUGUCUUCGUGUAUGCUGAAGAUGGGGAGAAAACUUGCUUGGAGCGACUGAUAAUGGGAAGAAGAUUGAGGCCCCAAGAAAUCCACCAUGGAUACAACUCUCUCUCAAAUCUUAUUACCUGCAUAAAAGUUGUCGAAGUAGAGGCAUUAUAGGAUCUUUGGCAUCAAGCUUCUAGUCUAAUGGACAGCCAUUAGCAACUGCGAUUAGAGAUUCUAUAGCCUUAUUAAUUGCCAGAGUGUAAAUAUGCUUUGUAUAAGUCACGUACAUUCCAUCCAUCUCAUUGUUUUUCAUCUUCGAUCCGAGAUCGUUGAGGUCCCUUAAUCGAGUACAUUGAAGUGACCCAUAAGUGUGUACAUUGAAGUGUCGUGCAAGGCUCACUUUGUUAUCGUAGAGUUGUAAGUUGUAGCAAAGCGCAUGCUUGCCAUAACAUGCCCCCCAAAAACCCUGAGCAAUGACCACCUGCUUUCAGUACCAACGGCUGAGAUGCAUGUGACAUAUGGAUAAGUAGAAACUAACAAACCAAAACUCAUGUCACUAU